AUGCAUCAUACAAGCAUCAGACACGCAUUGGACACGCAUCGGGCACGCAUCCGACACGCAUCCGGCACGCAUCGGGCACGCAUCGGACACGCAUCGGACACGCAUCGGGCACGCAGACAUGCGUACAUAUGUACACACAUCCAUACAUACAUCAUACAUGCAUCCGGACAUGCAUCAGACACGCAUCUGACACACAUCAGACACGCAUCAGACACACAUCGGACACACAUCGGACACGCAUCGGACACGCAUCAAACACGCAUCGGACACGCAGACAUACGUACAUACGUACACACAUCCAUAGUACAUCAUACAUUCAUUCGGACAUGCAUCAGACACGCAUCCGACAUGCAUCCGACACGCAUCCGAACACGCAUCCGAACACGCAUCGGACACUCAUCAGACAUGCAUCAGACACACAGACAUGCGUACAUACGUACACACAUCCAUACAUACAUCAUACAUUCAUUCGUACACGCAUCAGACACGCGUACAUACGUACAUAUGUACACACAUCCAUCCAUACAUCAUACAUUCAUUCGGACACGCAUCGGACACGCAUCGAUCACGCAUUGGACACGCAUUGGACACGCAUCAGACAUGCGUACAUACAUGCAUCAUACAAGCAUCAGACACGCAUCGGGCACGCAUCGGACACGCAUCGGACACGCAGACAUGCGUACAUACGUACACACAUCCAUACAUUCAUCAUACACGCAUCCGACACGCAUCCGACACGCAUCCGACACGCAUCCGACACGCAUCCGACACGCAUCCGACACGCAUCCGACACACGUACAUCCGUACAUGCAUCAGGCAUGCACCAUCCAUCCAUCCAUAAAACCUAAAUAA
Messenger RNA from Dromiciops gliroides (monito del monte), 852 nucleotides. RefSeq names its product histidine-rich protein PFHRP-II-like. The transcript has a single exon. Bases 1 to 852 code for a protein of 283 amino acids. The record is from RefSeq and is a predicted model, not a curated record. Lineage: Eukaryota; Metazoa; Chordata; Mammalia; Microbiotheria; Microbiotheriidae.